GUGCCGAGGCAGGCACACAAUAUGACAACAUCUAAACAGUAGCACUGCUAUUAUGUUAUACAUAGGCUUUAUUAGCAGCCAGGAAGCUAGCUAGCUACAAGAAGGACCCAGAUCGUGUUGAUCGAUCGGCAUCGGAACGGCCAUGGCGAGCUCGCCGUUGCCUCGGUGGGCGCCAACUCCGAGCCCGUCGCGGCUGCUAUGGCGUGCUUCAGCAGCCACCACCGGCAGCAGCCACAUGCUGUCCCCAUUCCGUGCCAUACUUGGAGCUUUACGUGGACGUACCCCCACGGCGGACGCACAGCCGCAGGCACCACCACUGGCCGUUGAGGCGGAAGAUACCGGGGGUCGCCGUGGCGAAAAUUCUGGGUUCGAUGGCAUUGAUCAUCGUGACGGCCUCCGGGAGGACCAUCGUCAUGAUGGCGGCGUGUUCAUAACGUGGGAGGAGGUGUGGGUGACGGCUGUCAACGGCAAGGGGCAGUCUGCCACCAUCCUGCACGGCGUCAGCGGCAGCGCGCGCCCCGGCGAGGUGUUGGCCAUCAUGGGCCCCUCGGGGUGCGGCAAAACCACGCUGCUCGACACCUUGGCCGGGAGACUAGACACAAACCUGAGAAGUAAAGGAGAGAUUCUAAUCAACAGCCGGAGACAGAAGCUCGCCUUUGGAGCCUCGGCGUACGUGACCCAAGAGAACGUGCUGAUGGCCACCCUGACGGUGCGAGAGGCCAUCUACUACUCGGCACAGAUCCAGCUACCAGACACCAUGACGGUGGCCGAGAAGCUCGCCCGCGCCAACGAAACAAUCCAGGAGAUGGGGCUCACGAGCUCGAUGGACACACGCAUCGGCGGGCGUGCUACCAAGGGCAUCAGCGGUGGGCAGCGGAAGCGGCUGAGCAUCUGCCUCGAGAUCCUCACUCGUCCGCGGCUGCUUUUCUUGGACGAGCCCACAAGUGGCGUCGACAGCGCCGCCUCGUUCCACGUGAUGAGCCGCAUUGCUGGCCUUGCCGCUAGGGAGGGCAUGACCAUCGUCGCCGUCGUGCACCAGCCAUGCAGCGAGGUGUUCGAACUCUUCCAUGCCCUCUGCUUGCUCGCCUCCGGGAAGACCAUCUUCUUUGGCCCGGCCGCAAAUGCUGCAGAGUUCUUCACAUCAAAUGGCUACCCUUGCCCACCAAUAAGGAAUCCUUCUGAUAAUUUCUUGAGGACAAUCAACAGAGAUUUCGACAUGGAAAGUGGAGAAAGAUCUGGAUCCAAGCCAUCUGUUGCAGAUGAAGCCAUACAAGUUUUGGUGAACUCCUACAAAUCCUCCCAAACUUCAGAAAUAGCAAAAAGGGAAAUAAACGACAUAAAUGAAACGACCCAUGGCGGAGCGAUGAUAAGAAGAAACCAGGCUAGUUUCCAAACUAAAGCGAUUGUACUCACCAGAAGAUCGUUUGUGAACAUGUAUAGAGACCUCGGGUACUACUGGUUGCGAUUUGGCAUCUAUACUGCCAUUAGCCUAAGCCUUGGUACCAUAUUUUAUGACUUCGGCUAUGGAUAUGAUUCUAUUCGCUCUAGAUCAUCAAUGCUAAUGUUCAUCGCUGCCCUUCUAACCUUAAUGGCAAUUGGAGGCUUCCCUUCCUUUGUGGAGGACAUGAAGAUAUUCAGGAGCGAGAGACUGAACGGACAUUACGGUGUGUCGACAUUUGUGAUAUCAAAUUCUCUGUCAGCCACACCAUAUCUUGUCUUCAUCGCUGUACUACCUGGUGCAAUAGCAUACUAUCUUACUGGUCUACAGAGAGGAAUUGACCAUUUCGCCUAUUUUACUCUUGUGCUUUGUUCGUGCACAAUGCUAGUUGAGGGCCUUAUGAUGAUAGUAGCCGCUAUCGUGCCAGACUUUCUUAUGGGUACCAUCACUGGUGCUGGAAUACAAGGUCUUAUGUUGCUUAACUGUGGAUUCUUCCAAAUGCCUAGUAAACUGCCAAAGAUAGUAUGGAAGUACCCAGUCUCCUACAUCUCUUUCCAUAAGUAUGCACUCCAGGGAUUUUACAAGAAUGAGUUCUUGGGUUUGGUACUCCAAAAUAACCAAGAAGGAGGAGACAAAACGAUUAGUGGUGAGCAAGUUAUCACUAAGUUAUUUGAAGUGGAGAUGGGGCACUCAAAAUGGGUGGACCUUGCAGUGCUAUGUGGAAUGGUUGUAACCUAUAGGCUGCUCUUCAUAGUAAUUAUUAAGGUUCUCGACACCAUCAAGCCCAUGUUUAAGGGUGCAAGAGUUAUGAGUCCUGUUGUAUGUACUUGUGGCGUCCAAAAUCCUUGUACCCAUUUAUAAUAUCUUUCUGCCAGUAAUGUAUCAAGGUGUAGCUAGCAUGUCCUAUCCAUCAAAAGAUGUAAACAUUAUUGAUUAAAAACAGUUACUAGAAUAA
Messenger RNA from Phragmites australis (common reed), 2393 nucleotides. RefSeq names its product ABC transporter G family member 1-like. Gene Ontology annotation, cellular component: membrane. The coding region runs from base 143 to 2299 and encodes 718 amino acids. Gene Ontology annotation, molecular function: ATP hydrolysis activity; ATP binding; ABC-type transporter activity. Lineage: Eukaryota; Viridiplantae; Streptophyta; Magnoliopsida; Poales; Poaceae. The record is from RefSeq and is a predicted model, not a curated record. The transcript has 8 exons.